Molecule: messenger RNA, 7291 nt
Organism: Schistocerca piceifrons (Central American locust)
Lineage: Eukaryota; Metazoa; Arthropoda; Insecta; Orthoptera; Acrididae
Exons: 12
Coding region: 1-5490 (1829 amino acids)
Source: RefSeq, a predicted model, not a curated record
AUGUUACGAUAUUUUCAGGACCACGUAUAUGUACCAGCUCUCGAUCUGCGCGUUGUGAGACGAGAUGACGAGAAUGUUGAGGGCAUAGAAGAAAACUUUCCAGUUGCUGAUGACGAUGAGGGGCUGCAGGAGAAGACUGUGCCAGCACAUGAAUGCAGAAUGAAUAACGGCAAAGAUGCAGCUGUUACUGGUCACGAAGUGGAAGAUCAAGAAACUCAGCUUCUAGAAGAAGCUAAUAAUCUACCUGGAGUAAGACAUGAAAUGGAAGGCCAAUCGAUAAAUGGCGUGGAAGAAGCUAACAAAACGUCUGUCAUCCGAAAUGGACAGGCAGAACAACGAACACAGUUCAACAAAAGAGAGAAUGCUGCGACUGGUUCAAUAUAUAAGGUGGCAGAGCUACUGGCACAGCCCGUGGAAGUAUUCAACAAUAGAGGUGCUGCCACCCACGGUUUGUCUGAGCAGCGGACACAGUCUUUGCAAAGAGCCAGCAGCGGAACUGGUGCUAUUCAGAUAGUUUACAAGAAACACACACAGCCAAUGGAAGAAGCGAACAAUAGAGACAGCGCCAGGCGGGGGCUGGUAAAUGAUGUAUCACAGCCCAUACAUGGAGAGAGUAGUAAAGCUGGCACUAGACAUGGUUUUGUAAAGCAACGACCAGAGCUUGUGGAAGAAGCCAACAGUAGAGCUGGUGUCAUACUGCAAGGGGCAGAGCAACGGACGCUGCCUCUGGGUGGAACCAACAUUAUUGCAAGUGUCAGACACGAUUUGACAGACCAACAGGAAGGGCACAUUCUAGUUGCAAACAGUGGAGAUGGCACUAGACAUUGUCGGGUAGAGCAGGAUCAAAAUGUAGGAGCCCAAAAUGUGGUCGGUACCAAUCACAGAAUUAUACAUCAACAGUCGCAGCCAGCGAAAGUGCCAAACAAUCGAACUGGCGCCCAGGAAGAAAGACUUCAGCAACAGGAAAAACUUGGGCAAAAAGCCAACGAUAGUGCUGGCGACAGUCCAAGAGUAUUAGAGCAAAAGUGGCAGCCCAUGAAGGCAACCAUAAUAGCAGACUUCAAUACCAAACAGGUACUGCUGGUGGCAGGAGGGCAGCCGACUCAGUCGAUGGAAGGCGCCAACAAUAGAACUGGCACCAGACAAGGAGCUUUAGAACAACGCGGAAAGCCAAUGGGAGACGCCAACAAUAGACCUGGAGUCACUCAGGUAGCAACGGAUCAACAAGCACAGCCCACAGAGAGAGUCAACAACAGAUCUGCCGCCAGAUAUGGUCUGGCAAAUUUUCAGCCACUGCCCUCGGAUAAAACUAGAAUCAAACAUUAUUAUGUAGACCCUGGACAAACACAUGGAUACUUUUUGGUUGAACCUGGAACCACUUACAUAGUUGUACACCGAAAGUCGCAGCCAAUGGAAGGUGCUAACAAUAGCACUGGAGCCAGAGGAGAAGUACUUGAGAAUCGGGAACAGUAUGUGCGAAAAACCGACGACACACCUGACGACAGUUCAACAGUAGAACACGAAACACCAGCCAAAGUAGGAAAGUGCUGUGGCAGACAUGCCGUGCUGCCAUUGAUACUAGCUGAAAUAGGGCAGCAAGUGGAAGAAGCCAACAACAUAACCGGCACUAGACAAGUAGUGUUAGAACAACGGAUACAAUCUACGGAAGAGGCCAAGAACAGAGUGGUGGCUCAACAAGCACAGCCCUUGGAAGCAGUCAACAAUAUAGCUAUAGCCAGAUAUAGUCAAGUAGGGUAUCAAGCACGGCCCACAGAUGCAGUCAACAAUGGAAAUGGCAACAGACGUGGUGAGGUAGAGCAACAGCCACCAAACUUGCAAGUGUCCACUAGUGCAGCUGGAGGCAGGCAAAAACUUGUAGGGCAAGCAGCACAACCCAUGGUAGGAGACUACAGAGUAAUUGCUGCCAGGCAAGAAGUGGUGGAGCAUCAACCACAGCCCAUCCAAGGAGCUAACACUGCAUCUGGGAGUAGAUCUAGAGUCUUAGAGCAACAGGUAGUGCCAGUGGAAGAACGCAACAACAGAGCUGGCACCGGCGGUAGGGAUGGAGACAGUCAUCUAGCUCAGGCUGUGGGACGAGCCAUCAGUAGUAGCUCCGCCAGGGUUGGGAUUGUAGAGCAGGGGGCACAGCCAGUGCAAGGAUCCAACACAGAAGCUGUGAGGAGGCGGAGCAUGGGAGAGCAUCUUGCACAACAUGUGCCAGUGGAGGAACGCAACAACAGAGCUGGCUCCGGCAGUAGAGAUGGAGACAGUCAUCUACCACAGGCUGUGGGACGAGCCAUCAGUAGUAGCUUCGCCAGGGUUGGAAUUGUAGAGCAGGGGGCACAGCCAGUGCAAGGAUCCAACACAGAAGCUGUGAGGAGGCAGAGCAUGGGAGAGCAUCUUGCACAACCUGUGCCAGUGGAAGAACGCAACAACAGAGCUGGCUCUGGCAGUAGAGAUGGAGACAGUCAUCUACCACAGGCUCUGGGACGAGCCAUCAGUAGUAGCUUCGCUAGGGUUGGAAUUGUAGAGCAGGGGGCACAGCCAGUGCAAGGAUCGAACACAGAAGCUCUGAGGAGGCAGAGCAUGGGAGAGCAUCUUGCACAACCUGUGCCAGUGGAAGAACGCAACAACAGAGCUGGCUCCGGCAGUAGAGAUGGAGACGGUCAUCUAGCACAGGCUGUGGGACGAGCCAUCAGUAGUAGCUUCGCCAGGGUUGGAAUUGUAGAGCAGGGGGCACAGCCAGUGCAAGGAUCCAACACAGAAGCUCUGAGGAGGCAGAGCAUGGGAGAGCAUCUUGCACAACCUGUGCCAGUGGAGGAACGCAACAACAGAGCUGGCUCCGGCAGUAGAGAUGGAGACAGUCAUCUAGCACAGGCUGUGGGACGAGCCAUCAGUAGUAGCUUCGCCAGGGUUGGAAUUGUAGAGCAGGGGGCACAGCCAGUGCAGGGAUCCAACACAGAAGCUCUGAGGAGGCCGAGCAUGGGAGAGCAUCUUGCACAACCUGUGCCAGUGGAAGGACGCAACAACAGAGCUGGCUCCGGCAGUAGAGAUGGAGACAGUCAUCUACCACAGGCUGUGGGACGAGCCAUCAGUAGUAGCUUCGCCAGGGUUGGAAUUGUAGAGCAGGGGGCACAGCCAGUGCAAGGAUCCAACACAGAAGCUGUGAGGAGGCAGAGCAUGGGAGAGCAUCUUGCACAACCUGUGCCAGUGGAAGAACGCAACAACAGAGCUGGCUCCGGCAGUAGAGAUGGAGACAGUCAUCUACCACAGGCUGUGGGACGAGCCAUCAGUAGUAGCUUCGCCAGGGUUGGAAUUGUAGAGCAGGGGGCACAGCCAGUGCAAGGAUCCAACACAGAAGCUGUGAGGAGGCAGAGCAUGGGACAGCAUCUUGCACAACCUGUGCCAGUGGAAGAACGCAACAACAGAGCUGGCUCCGGCAGUAGGGAUGGAGAAAGUAAUCCACUUAGUGCCAGGCAUAGAAAUGCAGAACGAGCACAGGCUGUGGGACGAGCCAUCAGUAGUAGCUCCGCCAGGGUUGGAAUUGUAGAGCAGGAGGCACAGCCAGUGCAAGGAUGCUGCUGUCAAGCUGUCGCUGGACGAAGCAUAGGACAGCAUCGUGCACAACCUGUGCCAGUGGAAGAACGCAACAACAGAGCUCUCCCAUGCUCCAGCAGUAGGGAUGGAGAAAGUAAUCUACUUUGUGACAGGCAUAGAAAUCCAGAACGAGCACAGGCUGUGGGACGAGCCAUCAGUAGUAGCUCCGUCAGGGUAGGAAUUGUAGAGCAGGGGCCACAGCCAGUGCAAGGAUCCAGCAGUGACGCUGGCAACAACAGGCGGAGCACGGGAGAGCAUCGUGCACAACCUGUGCGUAUUGCCAGGCAACGAGUAGUACUGCAACGCGCACAGUCCAUGAGUGCGGCCAACAGGAGAGCUGGUACCAGCAGGGGUCGUCCGAUGGAUGGGGCCAGGUGGCAGCUUCCUGAUUCAACAGUCGAUGAGAACAACAGGCGAAUUGUUCAAGAGCCUCCACGCGGAAUGCACUGGCUUCGCACAUACACUGAUAAUGAGGCCGAGGGAGUGGUUAUUGAUGGUAGCAAUCCAUCGCAGCGAAACCGCUCACAUGCUAAUGAGGCAGAACGCGAUACAUCUUCACCCGAAGUCGUCGUCCUCGCAGAGCUGCCCCCAACUCGUAUCUCAAGGGCCGUGGGAGAUUCAGCUUCCAGAAGCAGCAGCAGUAGAGAUGAACUUUCGCCCGAUGUCAUCUUAGUCGCAGAAAUUCCGACGGGACGUAAUGUACGGGCUAUCUGCCCCAAUCAACAGCAACAGCAAAGCGAGGCCCAGCCAAGUGGCUCAGCCCAGCAAGGCAGUUCAGCCCAGGCAAGUUUCUCGCCUCGUCCAGGUUGCUCAUACUGGGGAGAGGGCUCAGCCCAGCCAGGUUGCCCAGUCUCAUCACGUGCCCAUCCCCAACCAUGCCACUCGUCAUUUUCAUGUGGCUCUCGCCGACCAUCAGCCCAGGCAGGUGGCUCAAGAUGGCCAAGUGACUCAGCUGAGACAAGUGGCUCAGCUGAAUCAGGUGGUUCGAGCCGAGCCAGUGGCUCGUCUGAGUCAGAUGGUUUAAACCGAACCAGUAGCUCAACCGAAUCAGAUAUAUCAAGUCAAACCAAUGGCUCAGCUGAGUCAGAGGGUUCAAGUCAAGCCAGUGGCUCAGUUGAGUCAGAUGGUUCGAGUCGAACCAGUGGCUCAGCCAGGUCAGAUAGUUCAAGGCGAGCCAGUGGCUCAGCCGGGUUAGUUGCUUCAAGCCGACCCAGUGGCUCAGCUGAGUCCAAUGGUUCACGUCGAGCCAGUGGCUUAUCCUGGUCACGUGUUUCAUCAUCACCCAGCGGAUCAGCGUCCUCAAGUGGAUCAACCAGGUCCUCUAGAACAGCACAGGCGGGCAACUCUCGAGAUGCAGACUCAUUCUCCGAGGACACUACUUCAGAUGACUCAUAUGAUGAGACGGACCUGAGCUCAAGAGUUCCUUCUACUGACACUCGCAAAGGUCAAAUAGCGUUUUUGAGGAGGCGUGACAUAUACAAAGGUAUUGACUUCUACGUGACACAAGUUUAUGAAUAUAAGGAACUUAUGGACUUGUCCAGAAUUUUUGAGUUGAGCUCAGUUGAUGAGGACACUGAUAUUGACAUGUACAUGCCAGCGGGGAAUGAUUCUGAUGAUGAAGGGGAAGAAAGUCAUGCUACUCGUGGCCAGAUAUCAUUUUCACAAGGUGCAGAGGCUCAAUUUAACAUAAUAUCAGAGAGUGAGUCUGAGGAGGAGGAAGAAGAAGAAGAGGAGGAGGGGGAGGAGGAGGAUUCUUCUGAUGACCAGGUACCCACUGGCAAGAAAAUGAUUGUUAAGCGUCAGAGGCCAGCAACAAAUGGUCGUACAAAAAGGAAGAAGAUUCAAGUGAAGAGGAAAUCACAAGCUGGACGAAAGAAGAGAAGGAAAAUGUGAAAUAGUUCACAGAUGAACACAUCUUUCUGGUUUAUUUCCUUCAAGAAAUGAUUAUCUAACUUAAAAAGAAGUAUCUAUAUAUUUGGUGUGCCAAGUUAUCUUAUAAGUAUAAGCAAAGAAGAAGUUAUAAUCAUUCAUCAGCAAUGUUUAUGCAGUAUUCAGAGAACCAAAUAUUAAGAAUUGUCUGUUUUAUAUUAUUGUUAUUAUUCACAGAAUUAUCUGUGUUAAUUGUGAUGUUGCUAUAUUGUGUUAGUUGUUAGCAAUAUCCCAACAGUACUGUAGUAAGCUAGUGUAAUAUGCUAUUUAAUAUGUAUUAUUGGUGUCUGUCAUCUGCAAAAAAUGUAUUUCCUUUACAGCACAAACAUCAACUGAUAAAUGAUGUGUAUCUUGAUUCACACAUAUUUCAUCAUCUCUGUGCCGUCAUCAGUGGUAACAUAGCGAGAGGUGUAGAAAUCUAUUUGGAAUAGAAUCUAAAACAAAUUAUUUUCAAAUGGCAUAACAUUUUACAUGAUGUUUUACCAUGGCACAAAAAGAGUUAAUCCUCCUUCAUACAUUGAUUAAUUAUGUUACCACAUAAUGUUUGUGCUAUGAUGGGAAUGAUUGUCCUGUAUUUACUUAGUAGAAAUGUAAUUUUUUUUAUAGAUAUCAAUAUUAAUAGGCUCAUAUUAUAGCUGUUAAGUUACUUCUUAUUAAUGAGUUCAUGUUGUUCAGUUACUUUUGGUGUCCGCAAUCAUAAUCAGAAUCACAUAUAAGGAAUCUGCUGAAAUUUUUCAACGUCUGGGCUGUUCCUACUGUUGUAUGUACAAGGGAUAGAACUGGAAUUUUUAAAAUUCAUAUUACAAGGUCAUUUUAAUGCUCAUUGUAUCUGUACAAGACAGUACCUACAUAUCUCCAUGAGUGGCGAGAAGUUAUUACAAGAAAUUUUACUGUUUUUCUCAGUAAAUCUGUUGUUUCAGCUGUGUCAUCAGAUGUGGAACUAUUUUUGUAUAUAGAUCUCCACACCAACAGUCUUGUAUAUCUUUGCAGAGACUGACAUAAAUAGUUUGUGGAGUAAUAAGGUUUCUGAGUCGCAGUUGAAAAGGUAUGGGAACUUUAGUUUUUGAACAUGCUAUUGUACUACAGGAAUAAAGAUCAAUAGUUAUGAAACUGUACACUUUUGAUAUCAUAUGUGAAAAGAAAUUAACAAUUUCAAACUUAUCAAUAUAUUUUAUGUGAAUUUGGAAUACUUAAAACAGCUAUUUUGAAAUCAUAUAUGUCAUAUUUUGGACUCAUUGCUCUGAGACACCAUUAUGUGAUUUGUUUCUUAAUCUUAUGUAUUAAUUAUGGAAUUCCUGUAUAUUUUGAGUUUAUAUGUUUUUUUGUGGUUACAUUUAUAAUCAUUUCUUCUUUAUCACUCUAUGUUAAUACAAUUUUUAUGCAGUUGUCCUAAAUCACGUCUCUUUCUUGAAUAAUUUGUUCCUUAUUUUGACAUUAACACUUUAUUUAAUUAUUCUGGAACUGGAUGAUUUCACCAUUUUGCACAUUAUUGUUGUAUAUCAUAAUAACAAUUAUUAUACUUACAGUCUAUUAUGAAUCCACACAGCUGUGUGAAACUCUUCUUAGGGUCAUCAUCACAUUUAACUUUUUCAUCACUCUGCUGUGUGGGUUAAAUAUGCUGUAAGCAUAACAGUUUUUAUUGUAAUCUAGCUUGAUAGUGUCCUCAGUGUGAAAAUAACUACCUGCCUAAUGAUGAAGUAAAGUGCUUAUUGCGAAAUAAAAGAACAGCCUACAUAGAAAAAUCACUUCCUUUAAGUAUAUUAAU